Molecule: messenger RNA, 1290 nt
Organism: Octopus sinensis (East Asian common octopus)
Lineage: Eukaryota; Metazoa; Mollusca; Cephalopoda; Octopoda; Octopodidae
Exons: 2
Coding region: 1-1290 (429 amino acids)
Source: RefSeq, a predicted model, not a curated record
AUGGACUCUAUCUUUGAGAAUGUUAAGAAGAGGAUAGCUAUGCUAUCGAAAACGAAACUUAACUCUGUGAAUCUGUUUCGUGCUAUAAAUGAAUAUGCAUUGUCACUAUAUAAUUAUUAUAUUGGGCUAAUCAAUAUUGAACCUUCUGAAUUUGAUGAUAUUGACAGACAAAUACGGCAAUUGCUUACGUCGCUCAGAUUACAACCUGCAAAUAAAGAGAGACUGUAUUUAAACCAGAAGGCUCUUGGAAGAGGGCUUUCAUCAGUUACUUUCAAAAGUGAACUAAUGCUCUUUCAGUUCCUUACGAGUCUGGAAAAUAUGUCAACUAUAUGCUUACGGAGGGCCGGGAUUCUGCGUGUAAUUAAAAUAAAUAAAUGGCAUUUGGCUAUGAUCGCAGGAUUUCUAUCCUCUAAAUAUGCAAUUGUUGAUAAGAAGACUAUUACUAUUGAGUCUCUAAAGUCCAGUCCGAUACAAUAUUUACAAAAGAAAAUUAGUUCUAAAGCACUACAUUCUGUGCUCUUCAAAUUUAUGGAUGAACCUAAUGUUGAUUUACCUGCAUCCUCAGACUGGCUAUCUAAUGGAAAUAAUGGGCCACGAAGCGAAGCAUUGUAUUGUCUUUUGCAAGAUCGAAACUUGUUCUUUGCAUCCGCUGACUCAUUAUGCAAUCAUUGUAAGAAAAGCAAGAAAACUGUUGACCACAUGGCUACUCAGUGUGGUAAAAUGCUCAACAGUGAUUAUCUCCGGAGACACAACGAAGUUGUGAAGUGUAUUCACCUUAACUUGUGCCGAAUGUAUGGACUCAAAAAAGCAAGACGAUUGAAGGGACAUUCUGUUCAGUCAACACUGUUGACGGGAAAAAUUGAAAUCAUGGUUGAUACAACAAUCCUCACCGAAACAAAAGUAGAAUACAACAAGCCAGAUAUCUUUGUUCACGACAAAGUCAGAAACGAAAUAAAUCUAAUUGAAGUGGGUAUUACUUCACAGGAUCGCCUCAAGCAAGUGGAGGUUGAAAAGUGUCACAAGUAUGAUCUACUGGCAAGCGAGCUUUUGCUUCUGUAUAGCUGUCAAAAGGUUGGGAAAACUGGAGGCCGUACUGCUGAUCUUUUUCUAGACAACGAAAAGAUCUCAUUCACAAAGAACACUAAAAUUCUGGAAGUCACUUUUGACACCAACAUGUUUUUAACUGCCCAUUUAGAAAAGUCCAUCAGAUCCAGUCAGAAAAAGAUUGGACUAAUCAAAUCGAUAUUUGGCGGACUAAAGAAACCGUUUCCGGCUCUUGGCACUCUCUAA